AUGGCCGAGAGUAGUAUGAGUUUCGAAGAUGAGGAGACAGUUGACCCUUGUUGUACGGGUUGUGGCUUAAUCAUUGAAGAGGGAAAUGUGGUAGCCUUCGGUGAAGGCAUAUGGCACGGAAUAUAUUGUAUGACAUGUCAUAACGAUAGAGUGGCUAAAGCUAAACGAGCAAAGGAGAAGGAAAAAGAAAAUAAUUUACUUAUACCGCAAACUUCAUUGGAAAAAUCACUUCCAUCAUUACCCAAAGAACAACAAAAGCGUAAUAAUCUUCAAUUACCAAAUCGUAGCAUAAAUGCGAAAAGAUCUUUUGAGAAACCUACCAAUCCAUCAAAAAUCACCCCAAGGAUUUCUGCCGAGAAUAUUCCAAAAGCACAUACACUUCCUAAUACUGGAAAAGGUCGUCGUCAAUCACGUAUAUUCGACGGGAAUUCGAUAGGCGACGUAUUUAAAAAUAAAGUAUCCGCACCAGCUACUAAAGCAUUUGAACAAUUUACCUCAAAACCAAUAUCCGAUAAAAGUAGCAAUAUCAAAUCUCGUAGCGAUUCACUUGAAUCAUCAAAUAAAGCUGGACUUUUCUCUAAAAGAAACGAAUCAUUGGACAAUUUUUCGAGAAUAAUGAUGCCUUCUCGGUAUCGUGAUGAAUUGACCGAUACUCAUUCGAGAAAUUUAUCAAUUACAAGUUCUCGUAGUGAUCCUUCUUUUGACGUUUCCGAUCGAUCUUAUUCAAUUUCUAGUCAAUCAAAUGACUUUUCAGAUAUUCUUUCGAAAAACUCAACAAAACCUUCAUCAUCAUCAUCCAGUUCUGAAAGUGAAAAUAGAAAAAAUGGAAAAUUUUCACAAAAAAAAUACAAUCCUCCCAAUUUCAUAAAUCAUACUCCUCAACAUAGUUUACCUAAUAUUUCCGAAAAUCUUGGGGCUCAUUCAAAUGAAACAACUCCGAAUCAAACAAGUCCUACAGAAUCUAGUCCUCGAUCACGUUCUCCCUCUCCCUCCUCACCACGUUCCGCUUCUCCUAAUACACCGCCUUCAACGUCACCUACUGGUCCACCUCUGCUCCCACCGCUAUCUUUUGAUGGUAGUGAUGAAUUAUCAGAAUUAUUAGCAAAUAACAGUGAUUCUUCAAUGAGCUCCUCGGGUAGAGACAUACCAACUGUCAAGGUAGUAGAAUCGGACAACUUUGAUGUAGAAGAAUUGAAACAGGAAUUAUUAGAUACACAAAAGAAUCUUGCAAGCGUAGAGAGCAAAUUUCGAAAAAUAAAGAGGGCUAGUCAACUUGCUUUUGACGAGUAUAAUGAAGAGUAUAGUAAGGAAGUUGCAUUAAGAAAAGAAGCCGAAGAAAGCAUUAAUAAAUUACGUGCUCAACUCGUAUUACAAUCCCGACAACUUUCAAAUCUGACGAAAGAAAAGGACGAAAUGGAGAAAAUGAUCCGUGAUUCACAGCUUGUCAAAAAAGAGGUGGAUGAAAUGAAGACUAGUCUUAAGGGAUUAAAUGUGCAAAAAGAAUUAAUAAUCAAAGAAAUCGAAGAAUCUACCAAAGAUCUUCCCGUUUCACUUGCGAGACAUAUAUCAACUCAUCUUGAUCAGGUCAAACAAAAUUAUCUUUCUGAAAUCAUUGCCUUACAAUCGGAGCGUGAUUCCUUAAAACAAGAAACAGAGCAGCUUCGAAAUACUCGAGAUCAAUGUGUCGAAGAUGUUCAGAUUCUUAAUGCAAAGAAUUUGGAAUUGGCGGAAUUAAACAAUGAAUUAACAAAACAGAUUGAUACGCAUGCUAAAUCCAAGGGGAAUCAUAAUUUCAAUUUCUUCCGUGGGAACAGAGCUCCUGGAACCAGCGAAACUCAAGCAGUAACAUCAUCAUGGGUUACUCCAGGUCAUUCUCCUGGGGGUUCAAUCUAUAGCAUAGAAAAUCUAGAUAGUACCCCUCAAGUAUCAAUGACAAAACUCGUUCAACGCAAUAGUAUUAGUCGUGGGGAGACACCUAAAAAAUUCAAAUGGAAGAAGAAUAACCCUUUCAAUAAACUUCUUUCAGCCGGCAGUGCAACUGUUUCAUCCGAUACAUGGGAAAAUAAAUCCGAUACUCGAUCAGAAAUCAGAGCAGAAGGUCGAUUAGAGUCUUCUACAAGCAAAAAAAUGGAAAAAAUGGCUAAUUUGAUUGCAUUGAAUCAAGAACAAAAAAAAGUUUCAAAUGAUGCUUCUAGUCAUUCUGGUCAUCGUGCCCAUAAUUGGCAACAGACUUCUUUCUUGCGACCUGUCAAAUGUGAACAUUGUCAAGAAAAAAUGUGGGCUCUCACUGAAACUCGCUGCACUGCAUGCGGAAUUAGCAGUCACACAAAAUGUUCUGCCCUGAUUUUUGGCAGUUGCUCCGGAAUACAAGGUGCAUUCAUGGACAUGGACUCAGAAAGCAUUAUUAAUCCGAAUGCAAUUUUGAUUUUCGGAAAUGAUUUAUCGAAACAAUUGGAAUUGGAAAACGGAGAAAUUCCAUAUGUAGUUCAAAAAUGUGUAAAGGCAGUUGAAGCUAGAGGCAUGGAUUUUGAGGGUAUAUACCGUAAAUCGGGUGGUGCUUCUCAAAUGCGUGCUAUCGUCACAGCUUUUGAACAAAAAGAUGAGAUAAAUCUCGAUGACCCUGAUGAAUUCAAUGAUAUUGGUGCAGUGACGAGUGUAUUAAAGCAAUAUUUCCGUCAACUGCCUAAUCCUCUUUUCACUUUUGACUUGUAUCCAAAUUUUUUGGAGGCUCUAUCUAUUAAGGAUCAAGAGGAAAAACUCGAAAAGUUUCGCACACUAUUAUCACAGUUGCCAAAAGAAAAUUAUACUACUUUAAAGUUUUUGAUUCAUCAUUUACAAAGGGUAAGAGAGAAUGCAUCCGAAAAUCUCAUGACGGCUAAAAAUCUCGCUGUAGUCUUUGGGCCUACAUUAUUGCGAGGUCCGGAUGCCAACACCGAAAUUCUCGAUAUGAAUUAUAAAAAUGCGGCUAUCGAAUAUAUACUCUUAAAUACUGAACAGUUGUUCUCAAAAGAGAUCGAGCCAAGAUCAAAUGGAUUUAUAUAA
This is a messenger RNA of Ambispora gerdemannii, 3042 nucleotides long. The record is from the annotation of a GenBank genome assembly. NCBI's taxonomy places the organism in Eukaryota, Fungi, Glomeromycota, Glomeromycetes, Archaeosporales, Ambisporaceae.